Sapajus apella (tufted capuchin) is the source of this 2746-nucleotide messenger RNA. It is a transcript of the gene ELL3, whose product is annotated as elongation factor for RNA polymerase II 3. Gene Ontology annotation, molecular function: cis-regulatory region sequence-specific DNA binding. Gene Ontology annotation, cellular component: transcription elongation factor complex. The record is from RefSeq and is a predicted model, not a curated record. The transcript has 11 exons. The coding region runs from base 809 to 2233 and encodes 474 amino acids. Lineage: Eukaryota; Metazoa; Chordata; Mammalia; Primates; Cebidae. Gene Ontology annotation, biological process: snRNA transcription by RNA polymerase II; transcription elongation by RNA polymerase II; positive regulation of transcription elongation by RNA polymerase II.
UUUGACAAAUGUUUGGGUAAUUUUAUUUGUGUUGGAGGCAGUAAUGUCUCCUGGGAUUAUGCAGGUCCAGGCAUUUAACAGAGGGAUCCUGGUUAGGAAACAGGACAACAUCAGGGCUCUGGGAAACAUAAUCAAACAGGAACAAGUGGAGACACCAAGGGCUGGCCCGAGGUUAGUCCUGGGAUCUCACUGCACCAGGAUCCGGCCCUCUGGAAUGCCUGGCGACUUCAUGGCAGCUUCCGGCCCUCCUCAGGGAGCGGUCUCACCACUCUGAUGUGUGUUUAGGCCACGAGGUGAGAGCUAGGGCUGGGUUCUGGCUCUACGCCCUGCAACUUUCCUGCCACUACUCGCGCCUGUAUCCCUGCCCAACAAUAGGGGGCGCUCCAGUCGGUGAUAGCCAACUUCCACCGGAGCCACCACAACCGCACCGCCCGAUUGCCUCUCCAGCCUGUUAGAAACCGGUUUCAGAUCCGCGGUAGAACCGCGGGCGGGAAAAAGUCAAAGCGCUGUCUAGGGUUCCCCUUCGGGUCCGCCAUCCUCUGGUCUCCCUGGUCUCCCAGGCUCUGGGCUGACUAGGCGCGGACAGCUGAGCCCGCCUUUCAACCAGGCCCUUUCUCCCGCCCCUCUGCAGCUGAAACCCUCAAGAGGUUGCAGGUUCAGCUUUGACUUAUAGAGACUACAACUCCAAAUUCAGAGUCGCUGGGGAAACUGAGGCAGGACUGGGGACUCUGGGUGAGAGGUCAGGCGCUGGUCGCGGACUCUUUCUUCCGAGAGCUGAGACGGCUCUUCUGAUAGCCCAAAGCUAUUAAUGCCGAUCCUAGAAGAAAGCGCAGAGGUCCGGGCGGCUGGCCGGGGAGAGCGGCUGGGAAACCUCAGGGUGGCGCUGGCUGGAGGUGGGGCCGGGGGCGGGUUCCUGGCGGAGGGCGGGGCAGACAUGGGCUACCGGGUGUGCCAGCCAAGCCCGGCACAGAGGAGGUGGUGGUGGUGGCCCUCGCCUGUGGCCCAGGUGCUGCUUGCGCUCGAACUCGCCGCCAUGGAGGAGUUCCAGGAGCCUCUGAGUGGGCAGCUCCGGCUCUGCUUCUCGCCUGCGGCCCGGACCAGCCUCUUGCUGCUCAGGCUCAACGACGCUGCGCUGCGGGCGCUGCAAGAGUGUCAGCAGCAACAGGUACGGCCGCUGAUUGCUUUCCAAGGCCACCGAGGGUAUCUGAGGCUCCCAGGCCCUGGCUGGUCCUGCCUCUUCUCCUUCAUAGUGUCCCAGUGUGGCCAGGAGGGCGCUGGUGGUAGCUUGGACCUUGUGUGCCAACGCUUGGUCAGGUCUGGGCCUAACCGCCUUCACUGCAUGGGCUCACUCAGGGAGCGCCUCACUAUUUGGGCAGCCAUGAAUUCUAUCCCAGCCCCAUUAUCUGUUCAGGGACACAACCUGACUGAAGAUGCCAGACAUCCUGAGAGCUGGCAGAACACAGGAGACUAUUCUGAAGGACAUGCAAUAUCACAGCCACAGAUGGCGCUAGAGGAGGUGUCUAUGUCAGAUCCACUGGCAAGCAACCAAGGACAGUCACUCCCAGGAUCCUCAAGGGAGCACAUGGCACAGUGGGAAGUGAGAAACCAGACCUAUCUUCCAAACAGAGAACCUGAUCAGGCACUGCCUUCCUCUACCAGCCGGAAACGUCUGGAGAAGAAACGUUCAGUGCCUGUAGCCACUGUAGAACUAGAAGAAAAGAGGUUCAGAACUCUGCCUCUAGUGCCAAAUCCCCUACAAGGCCGGAGCCAUCAGGAUUUACAAAAGGGAGAAGACUGGGAGCAAGAAGAUGAAGAUAAGGACAUGGACCUCAGAUUAGAACACAGAUCCUCAGUUCAAGAAGACUCUGGAUCCCCAGGUCCUGAAGAUGUACCAGACUACCUUCUGCAAUACAGGGCCAUCCACAGUGCAGAACAGCAACAUGCCUAUGAGCAGGAAUUUGAGACAGAUUAUGCUGAAUACCGCAUCCUGCAUGCCCGUGUUGGUGCUGCAAGCCAAAGGUUCAUAGAGCUGGGAGCAGAGAUUAAGAGAGUUCAGCAAGGAACUCCGGAACACAAGGUGCUGGAAGAGAAGAUAGUCCAGGAAUAUAAAAAGUUCAGGAAGCGGUACCCAGGUUACAGAGAAGAAAAGCGUCGUUGUGAGUACCUUCACCAGAAAUUGUCCCACAUUAAAGGUCUCAUCCUGGAGUUUGAGGAAAAGAACAGGGGCAGUUGAAGUUAUCAAGAGGGCUCUUGACCCUCUGCUUAGUGAAACAUGAAGGAACAAAGCAGCUAUAAACUAAAUAGAAUGCAGCUAUCUCUUUUUCUUAUGCUGACCACUGGAGUCCAGGUGGCAAGUGGAGAGUUGCUCUAGGUUCUUGAGGUUUGGUUUUCAUUGUUGCUAAUUUUUAGGGUGUGGGCACUAUGCAAAGACUCCAUAGCUGUUGUGCUCAGGAGUCUAGAAAAAGUGACAGAGGCUUGGCUUCUUCACUUUUAGUUCAGCCAAGUCAUUUUCAAGUCCUGAGAAAUGACAUCAUCUUCAGGAUAAGAUAAUGAGGACAUUAGGCAAAUUAAGUUAAUUUAGCCCGGUAGCCUCUCUAAGGAAACAAUAAUGACAACUUUUGCUAAGAGCUAAAAUAACUUGUAGCAUACCUGGAUAUAAUGGGAAGGGGCCUGGGUCUUAGCCAUGUACUGAAUUUUUUUACCAACAUGGCUAAAAAAUUAAAACUGAUUGCUUCUGUGUUCUUUG